Mizuhopecten yessoensis (Yesso scallop) is the source of this 1802-nucleotide messenger RNA. RefSeq lists its product as uncharacterized. The record is from RefSeq and is a predicted model, not a curated record. Gene Ontology annotation, cellular component: endoplasmic reticulum membrane; autophagosome. NCBI's taxonomy places the organism in Eukaryota, Metazoa, Mollusca, Bivalvia, Pectinida, Pectinidae. The annotation marks the transcript as partial. Gene Ontology annotation, molecular function: cyclic-di-GMP binding; 2',3'-cyclic GMP-AMP binding. Gene Ontology annotation, biological process: positive regulation of macroautophagy; activation of innate immune response; signal transduction. The transcript is spliced from 11 exons.
AUUCCAGAUGCUGCCUUGCUUCGAAUACUGCCAAGAUUUACACUACAGUUUAAUGACGAUGGACAAUGGAGACCAAGCCAGAUAGACGGAGUGUUGAGAAAAAUAACAGAUGAUACACUGAUCAACUUUGUACUCCCGGUUGGAAAUGUUGCGCAUGCCCAGGCUUGGUCACACAUUUUUGGUUACUAUAUACCAGUGAUGCCAGUUCUUGAACGGAGGAUUAAAUCUUUUGAACUGUUCACGCCCAAUAACAUGCCUGUCUGUGUUUAUGAGUUAAUACCUAAGACGUGUGACAUACCUGAAGUACUAGGACAAACAGAUCCGUCCAUAGUCCUUGCUGGAAAGCUAGAGAAAAUUGUGGUGAACAGGGCAGGGAAUAAAAACAGAACUUAUAUCCCGAAUGUGUACCGUAUUCAGGAGGGACAACGGGUUUAUUACUGUGUCGCUCAGUAUCCGAACGUUCUCAGUGCUAUUGAUAAAAUGGAAAAGUCCAAGGAAAUCAGAAUGGACAAAAAGGACAAGAAGAUACAAGUGAAGAGAUUUGCCAACACCCUCCGCACAUUCAUCAACCAUUCGGACAACACUUUGUGUAGAAACAAAAUUAGAGUCCUGCAAUUCGACGACGAAAAAGAAAAGCCACGUGAUGUGUUGCUACGUGCAAUAAAGGAAGACUUGGUGGCCCCAGCGGACGUCUCGGGAAUACGCGCAGUGUCGAACAAAACAAACAGCAAAUGUGAAUGUGACGCUUACAUCGUCUGUAGUGAUUGCGAUACGGAAGAGGCGAACCGUAUGUUGGACUUUCUGAAAGAGAAACGCAAGAUCGUUGAUUGCUGCGAGUCGAGAUGUGGACCUCAGUUUCAGUCAUUACAGAAAGAUAUUGAGAACAGCCGCUGGGUAAUACUGCUUCUGUCAAAAGAAGCAUUAACGGACCCCCGUAUGGACUAUAACAUAAUAGCAAUCUUAAAUGAUGGCGUAAAAAGACACGACCUCAACAUUUUGCCUGUUCUCAUCGACCUGGAAGAAAAACACAUUCCCGACGCACUGAGAUGGAUUGGAUUUCUAGAAAAGAAACAUGGCUAUGAAGAAAGGCUCCUGCAAUGGAUAGAAGGGAACGAUGUUCCAUUCGCUCUAGACUCCACGUGUCUCCCUGCCUGGAACAUAGGCUACACGCUAGCUUUGGGCUACAUCGUCAACUAUCUUCAUACAGUUCUAAACCAAUUUUGUGACUUCAUUCCGAGAGCCCUCGGGAUCAAGAACAUUGACCACAACACGUGCCCACAAAAGGUUUACCUUAUAGUACCAGAUAGCGGAAUAUGCACGGACCUUGUGCAUUACAAGUGUGAAUACGUCGAGCACGCCGUCAGAUUUGCUGAGAUUGACGAUUUUCAGGGAGCGGCAAAUAUUAUCAAAUCUCUUGAUGUUUACAAGAUCACAGAUCCCGCAACAAAGGAAAGCUAUUACAUGGUGUGUCAGUUCCCGGCUCCUAUUCUUACUCUAUGUAAAAUGAAUGACUCCAAGAUCGCUGGGCUGAAUGACCAAACAAUGAGGGAGGAAGCAGACCGAUUUUGUACCACGCUCAGCUUGCUAAUGCAUGGUCCUGUGGGCAAUGGUCUCGCGGACAAAUACGAGCUUGUCCGAUACGAUGACUCUACGCAGGAAGGCCUUCCGAACAAAAUAAUUCCGCUGAUAAAGAGAGACAUCGGCUUUAUACAGAGGGGCUCAACAUAGGCACAAGAUAGAGAGAGAUACUAUCAAAAAUGAUACCAUUUACUAACAACUGGAGUCAAUGCAAUAAAAGAGGG